Messenger RNA from Thlaspi arvense, 1409 nucleotides. Lineage: Eukaryota; Viridiplantae; Streptophyta; Magnoliopsida; Brassicales; Brassicaceae. The record is from the annotation of a GenBank genome assembly.
UAAAAAAUGAUAUAUAUACAAUAUUCUUUCUUGCUCUCAUUUCUUCGAAUUAUAUUGUAUAUAAGCCCAUUAAUUCGUUGAACAAACAAAUAUUCGAAAAGUCAUUGUCAAGAUUUAUGGCCUGUUUGAUAAGGUAUAUAAGCCCAUUAAAGGCCCAAGUGUUCAUCUAAGACUUUCUUACUUGUUAUUCAAAAGUUCGUUUCCGGAAGCUAAAAAGGAGCAAACUACAGAAAGAGAUUGUUUCUUCGAUACGAUCAAUCAACCAGCUGGUUUUUUUUUUUUCCAAAUCGAAAUCGGGAAGAAGAUGUUUCUCACUAGGACUGAGUAUGACAGAGGAGUCAAUACCUUUUCUCCCGAAGGCCGUCUUUUUCAGGUUGAGUAUGCCAUUGAAGCUAUCAAGCUUGGUUCUACUGCAAUUGGCGUGAAGACUAGAGAAGGAGUUGUUCUUGCAGUCGAGAAGCGUAUCACAUCUCCCUUGCUGGAGCCGAGCAGUGUGGAGAAGAUAAUGGAGAUUGAUGGCCAUAUAGGUUGUGCCAUGAGUGGUCUAAUUGCUGAUGCCCGCACACUCGUUGAGCACGCACGAGUGGAGACUCAAAACCACAGGUUCUCGUAUGGUGAGCAAAUGACUGUAGAAUCUACAACACAAGCUUUGUGUGAUCUGGCCUUACGCUUUGGAGAAGGAGAUGAAGAGUCUAUGUCUCGGCCUUUUGGAGUAUCCCUUCUCAUUGCUGGGCAUGAUGAAAAUGGACCGAGUCUGUACUACACAGAUCCAUCGGGAACAUUCUGGCAAUGCAAUGCAAAGGCCAUUGGGUCAGGCUCAGAAGGAGCUGAUAGUUCUCUCCAAGAGCAAUUCAACAAGGAUUUAACGCUUCAAGAAGCUGAAACAGUCGCUGUGUCAAUCCUAAAGCAAGUGAUGGAAGAGAAGGUGACUCCAAACAAUGUCGACAUCGCCAAAGUCGCACCAGCUUAUCACCUCUACACUCCUCAGGAGGUCGAAGCCGUCAUCAGUCGUCUCUGAGGAAACAAACCGGCACUUCUUUCCGGUUAUCUUACCUGGUCUGUCAGGGAAGUUGUCAAGCUUGUGUCUGCGUCUAGUUCUCUAAACCGAGACAAACUUUCUUUUCACCAAAUGAUUGUUACAUCUUAGUAUUGCUUAUGCGAGAUGAACAAGAGGUUUUUGAUUUGCGAGACCAUAUUCCUUGGUAAACUGUUAAGAUUUAAUGUUGGUUGUCAUGUUGUUGGACUUUAUAGAAUUUCAUAAACUAUGUUAUGAAGCCAUCAAGGUAAUUUUUCCAUUACUCGAGCUACUAUAUGUAAUUUCCAAGUCACUUGUCGUUGUUAGUGUUGUGCUAUUUUUGAAUGUUUCUUUGAAGUUACAAACCAAUAAAUUAUUAUUUUUUAAAACAAAA